AUGAAGAAGCUUUUUGGCUUCAGGAGUAAGAAGGGCGUGUCACCCUUCGGCUCCUCCAUCAGCCUGGGGAGAGACAGAGGUCAUCAUAAAACCAGCUUCCAGCCCUGGUACCACAUCCGAGACAAGGACCUCAGAAAGAUCCACAAAGCUGCCAGCGUAGGCAACGUAGCUAAAGUGCAGCAGGUCCUGUUGCUUGGAGAGAAUGGCUUGAACGAGAAGGACAAGAUGAACAGGACUGCCCUCCACUUGGCCUGUGCCAAUGGCCAUCCAGCGGUGGUGGCUCUCCUCCUGCAGAGAAGAUGCCUGCCUAACCUCUGUGACAGUGAAAACAAGACCGCGCUGAUGAAGGCCGUAGAAUGCCAAGAGGAGGAGUGCGCGACUCUCCUGCUGGAGCACGGCGCCGACCCGAACCUCACGGACGCCAAUGGCAACACCGCGCUCCACCACGCUGUCUUUUGCCAGAAUAUAUCACUCGCAGCAAAGCUGCUUUCCUAUGACGCCAAUAUAGAAGCCAGGAACGAGGAUGACCUCACACCACUAUUACUGGCCAUAAGUGAAAGGAAACAGCAAAUGGUGAAAUUUUUAGUAAAGAAAGAAGCAAAUGUACACGCGGUUGAUAAGAUGAAAAGAACCGCCCUCAUCCUUGCUGUCCGUUACGAGUCUAUGAGUGUCGUCAGUCUUCUCCUGCAGCGAGGUGCUGACAUCUUUUCUCAAGAUGUCUUUGGACGGACUGCAGAAGAAUAUGCUGCUCUGAGUGGUUUUAAUAUCAUUUGCCAACUGAUCUCUGAAUAUAAAGAAAAGAGGCCUAAAACUCCUCCCGAAAAGAGCAACCCAGUGGAUACGAGUUCUGAAGAAGACUCUUUAAGCAGGUUUUCCAACAAACCUGGUGCUGACUCAUGGCCUCCUUCAGAUGAUGAAGUCUUAGAUUUUGAAACCAAGCAUGUCCCGAAACCAAACUUAGCAAAGCUACUGAAGGCUUUUCAGCAAUCCAAGAGAAACGAAGCAGAAUGUGGCACUGUGAGACGGGAGAGUACCACCUUCUCUGAGAACAAUAAUUCUGAUAGUGAAAUUGAAGAUGUGCUUGAAACCUUUCCCAAACCAUCACCUGGAGUCCAGGGCUUCCCUCAUCCUGCCUUUCCAAGGCCUGAGCCUCUUCCAAAACCACUCAAGACUCUAGCAGGCCUUGGUCUUGCACAGGUUGAAGAAGAAAAGAAGCACAAAAGUAGUGAAGUGGAAGUAUCAGACAAUGUAUGCGAUGCUGCUGAUGAGAGUCGAUUGAGUCAGCAGAGAAAGAGUGGAGGAAAUAACAAGCAGGAGUUUCCUGCUAUGGAGAAUAAAGGUUCUGAUGGGUUUCUGAUAGUGGUAGAAAAGCCAAAGGUCUGUUACGCAAAUACCACAUGCUGCAAGAUGAAAUAGCCAGCCUAAGACUGGAAAUAGAUGCAGUAAAAAAUCAGAAUUGGGAAAAUGAGAAGAAAUAUUCUGAGGAUAUUGAAAAUCUUCAACAGGCAAUGAAAUCGAUAGAGGAAAUAUUCACACAGACUAUA
Messenger RNA from Dama dama (fallow deer), 1544 nucleotides. Its product is annotated as putative ankyrin repeat domain-containing protein 19. The record is from RefSeq and is a predicted model, not a curated record. Lineage: Eukaryota; Metazoa; Chordata; Mammalia; Artiodactyla; Cervidae. Gene Ontology annotation, molecular function: protein binding.